This is a messenger RNA of Acyrthosiphon pisum (pea aphid), 1719 nucleotides long. RefSeq lists its product as uncharacterized. Lineage: Eukaryota; Metazoa; Arthropoda; Insecta; Hemiptera; Aphididae. Bases 30 to 1097 code for a protein of 355 amino acids. The transcript is spliced from 4 exons. The record is from RefSeq and is a predicted model, not a curated record.
UUCAACAUUUGCAAUCAGUAAAAAAAAAUAUGAAAAAAAAAACUAUUAGAGCUAAACAAGGAAUUAAACGAUUGAAGAAUAUUUUAAGUGAAGUACAGAAUCAAAUGAAAAAUUGUUCAGAUACAAUUAUUCAACAAUCAUUGGAAUCUGCUGGUAUAAAUACCAACCAAUGUAAUUUAAUAAAAGAAAUUUUUGCAGCAGCUAAAGUGAAAAAUCCAAAAGGACGCAGAUAUAGUGAAGACUGGAUGAUGUUAUGUCUGUUAUUCCAAAUUAGAUCACCAAGUGGAUACAAGUUUUUAAAGGAUCAAAACAUAUUACCAUUUCCCUGUGUCAAUACAAUUAGGAAACAUUUAUUAGCUAUGAAAAUUGGUUGUGGUUUUGAUAUAAAUUUUUUCAAGCUAUUUAAAAAAAAGUUUUCUGGGAAAACAGAGUACCAGAAAAAAGGAAUUAUAGUGUUGGAUGAAAUUUUCUUAAGAACAAGUAUAGCUGUCAACAGUAGAACAUUAACAUAUUCUGGUUUAGAAGAUUUUGGAGAUGACGAAGACAUAAAAACCAAAAGUACAGAUAAAGCUGAUCAUGGACUGGUCUUGAUGUGGCAAAGUUUAGCUGAAAACUUUACACAACCGAUAGCAGUUUUUGCAUCAAAAGGACCAGUCAAAGGAAUUGAUUUAGCAAAAUUAGUCAUAAAGGCUAUAUUGUUACUUGAGGAUGCAGGUGGCCAUGUGGUUGGACUGACAAGUGAUGGAGCCAGUACAAACCGAUCAAUGUGGAAAGAAUUAGGGAUAUGUCCGGACAUUGAAGGAUUUAAAAAUUUUUUUGAAAAUCCUUAUGACAACGAUCGUAAGGUUUUUGUCUUUUCUGAUGUACCGCAUUUGAUGAAAACAAUACGAAACCGUUUACAUUCAAAUAAACAGUUAAGGAUUAAUUCUUCAAAACAAUAUAUUAAAUGGAGUGAUUACUAUAGUUUGUACUUGAAUGAAUCUACCUCACUUUUGAAAGUGUGUCCAAAAUUGACAAAGCAUCAUUUUGAACUUAAUAACUUCACUAAAAUGAAAGUUAAGUAUGCCACCCAGGUAGGUAUAGUAUCAUAUUGGUAAUAACUAUAAUAAAUGUUAUGAUAUCAUUAUUUUUUUCUAGUUAUUUAGUUCUUCUGUUGCAGUAGGGAUGAAGUUUUAUAGGGAAAGGGGUACAAAAAAUCUAAAAGAUUCCCAUGAAACUGAGAUAUUUACUAGGCAGUUAAAUGAUAUGUUUGAUUGUUUAAACCGCCGAUUUCCGGCUGAAGGAAUUCGGAAAAAUAGCACUGAUUUACAGGUUUUUUAUAUGUUGCACGAGUGGCUUGUAAAUUUGUGUUAAAGUAAAAUAUUUAAAAAAUUACAUAUUUAAUGUUGUAGGCUAGUCUUAAAUGUGUGUUUUACUUAUAAUUACAGGGUUGGUAAUCUGUUUUAAUUAACCGCAUGUAAAUGUUAAUAAUUAAAAAGAAAUUGAUUUGCCUAAUAAGUAAUAAUAUAUUGUUAGAUGUAUAUAUCUCAAUGUUUAUUUGUUUAGAUUUUAAAUAUACCAUUAACAUUUAAUGUAUAUUGGAUUUAAUUCUAUUAAGGUAAUAUAUGUUAUUGAUGUAAAUCUAAGUAUAAGUAAUUAAUGUAUGUUAACGCCGACGUCCGACAGGUAUACCUAUAAUACAUUUUGAUUCACACAAUAUGUCUUUUAUAAUUAACAGAU